Myxocyprinus asiaticus (Chinese sucker) is the source of this 1781-nucleotide messenger RNA. RefSeq names its product transmembrane protein 123 (gene tmem123). Lineage: Eukaryota; Metazoa; Chordata; Actinopteri; Cypriniformes; Catostomidae. The record is from RefSeq and is a predicted model, not a curated record. The coding region runs from base 108 to 479 and encodes 123 amino acids. The transcript has 3 exons.
UGUCAUUGGAGUUAUUAAACAGAAUUUUGAGUGUUCGCAAACAAAAUGUUUCAUGCAAUAUACUUUUGUUACUUAAAUCACAAAAGAACUAUUUUUCUGCACACUCCAUGUUGUUUACUGUCCUGACCCAUUCACUUUACCAUGUAAAGAGAGCAGAGUUGUCCAUGUUUGUUUGUCCAGCUGAAGGAGAGACAGUGACUGGAUCCAAUAUGUACAGUCAUGCAGUGUUACUGCUCAAAACUGAACCGGUCACCACAAAUAAACCAUAUCUGAGCACUGUGCUCAUCCCAACAGAGAACAAAAUCCAGACAUCAAUCCAUACAUCUACAGGAGGUCUCUGGUUCCAUGCGGUUAGUUUCAUAGGUGGUAUGAUGCUGGCCUUUGUUAUCAUAAUGAGUGUUGCUCUGGGCUACAAGUUGGCCUGCUCACAACGUGAAGUGCGCUACAGAGCCAUUGAGGAACAUGAUGCCAUCAUAUGAAAAUGGAGCCAGGGAAAAAAACUAGGGACAACACAUACACUUCACUUCCAUGUAGAAGCUUAUGUCUCAAAAAGUGAUUUUGUUAAUGUUAAAAAAUGAUUAAGGGUCAAGGGUCUCUGAUUGUUAUGAUAUAUUUCAUAUUGUAAUCUCCAAUAGGUUGUGCCAUAUUGGAGAUAUUUGAUCAUUUUCUAAAUUUCUUGAAAUGUAUACUUGGACUCAAAUGUAUUCAGUCAAGUUUUUGUGUGUAAAACAGUCUAGUAUUUGUACCGCAGGACAUUUUAAUGAGUUGGGUUUGUACUAAAGUUACUUCAGUGUACACUGUAAGGGUAUUUGAAAAUACUUUUCUUUGAUAUUUUUGAAAGGGGUUGUUGAUAUUAUUGUUAACACUUCACAAUAAGGUUCCUUUUGUUAACAUUAAUUAAUGCAUUUGGUAUCAUGAACUAACAAUGAAUAUUUUUUACAGCAUUUAUUAAUCUUUAAUUCUAGUUAAUAAAAAUACAAUUGUUCAUUGUUAGUUCAUAGUGCAUUAAUGUUAACAUAGUAAUACGUUUUUAAAAUCAAAAGUUAUAUACGAUGAAAUUAACAUUAACCAAUAUUAAUAAAUGAACACUAUACAAUAAGGCUUCAUUUGUUAACAUUAACAACAUGAGUUAACAUGAACUAAACAAUGAACAGAGCUCUUACGCAUUUAUUCAUCUUAGCUAAUGUUAAUUUCUAAAUUCAAAGUUGUAUUAGUUAACGCACUAUGAACUAAUAAUGAACAGUAGUAUAUUUAUUAACUAACAUUAACAAAGAUUAGUAAAAAAUGUAAAAUAUAUUGUUCAUUGUUUGUUCAUGACACCUAAUACAUUAAAUAAUGUUAAUGAAUAGAACCUUAUUUUAAAGUGUUACCAUUUUAUCUUUACCUGCCCUUUUUGCACAACAGUAGCCUACACUUCAAUGUAAAACAGCUUGGACAUUUGCUCAGACACAAUCUACAAUACAUGUAUAGUUAUAUAUUCUUUGCUCACAAUGCAGAAGACGUCAUGAUCUGAUCAAAAGACCACAUCUACCAAAGUAUAUACUUUAUUCCAGGCCAAUUUUAAAGUAAUAUGUAAAGAGAUACAAUGAAACAGAACUUAAGGUUCUAAAGUACAUGCACAUACAUUGAUUAAAAAAAAAAAAAAAGAGAGAGAGAAUAAUAAAUGUAUAUAAAUUCAUUCUGGGUGCAUUUAAAGAAAAUUAAAUACCAAUCCAUUAACUUGUGUGAUUAGUACUACAACUAAAAAACAAAAAACAAAAAAAAAAAAAAGUAAACAUUUA